AUGGAAGGAAUGUUGUGCAGCGUGGGCACGCCGGCCGUACAACCCGUGGAGGUGGUAGGGCGUUCCUGUGAGGCGCUCCUAGACACUGUAGCCUCACGCAGUUUCAUCAACCCUCGAUUGGUUGAAGCCUUACAGUUGAAAGUGAGGAAACUUUCGGAUGUGUGUGUAUUUACCGUAGCGAACGGUUCUCAGUCGCGUAUUGAUCGAACCGUGAAGAAUUUGACGAUCUGGUGUGGACGUGAAUGUUUUACCGGCGAUUAUCUAGUGGGCCCAGUUCCCUAUGAUAUAGUCCUAGGAUUUGAUUGGUUGACGAAACAUAAAGCUGCCUGGAACUUCCAAUCGGAUAAGUUGGGUACGUAUCUGGAUGGCAGGUGGUGUGAAUUGCCCCUAGUGCGCGCACACAUGGACAGACGAACUGAAGAGGGUCACCAAACUGCGCCCAAACAGACUCCAGCAGAAGAAGCGUACGAUCUUCUGGCUGGGCAAGUGUCUGAGAUGACUGAAGCGGAGGCCGCUGCCCUUCUCUACCCUGAUGCCUCCGGGUACGCCAUUGGCGGCGUACUCGAACAAGCUGGACUGCCAAUUGGGUUCCUCAGUCGGGCCAUGAUUCCCGUUCAACAGAAAUAUUCGAUGUACGAUCAGGAACUGUUGGCACUAGUCUCAGCCCUCGGCAAGUGGUCUCACCUACUUCGCGUCGGUAAGGUUACCGCAUUCACCGACCAAGCUCUCACCCACUUGCGGAAGCUCCAGACGUCCAAACCCUUGCGGGGACGCACCGCCCAGUGGUUAGAUUUCCUCGCGGAGUUUCCUGAUCUCACUAUCACCUACCUACAGGGUGCGCGUAAUACGGUGGCCGAUGCGUUGUCUCGUCUUCAUUCCUCUUCACCACCGUCCCCCCCGCCUAGUCCACCUACGCCUCCUCUCUCGGGGUCCUUGGCCCAGCUUAUGUUAGCUCCUGCACACCCAGAUCCAGCUCAUCACACCAGGGGAAAGCAGGUCAACUACCGGCAGCUGGCUGGCAUUCGUCGUCGCACGCCUCGGACUCGUCCGCAGUCUCCUCCCGUUUCGCACAAAGCCAACGAGUCUUCUGCUAACGUCACCGAGCCACCCGCCAUCCUCCCAGUGCAGCCCGCCGAUUGCGCAACCUUGGAUUGGCCGGCAGCUUAUGCGAAGUGCCCCGUUUUCCGGGUGCCCUACAACACGGCGGUUCAGGCAGUCGGUGCAACCGUCCAGGUGGAAUUCCGCAACCGCCUCCUAGCCUUCAGAUUUGUCACCCCUUUCCUCAGCGUUUGCAUACAUGGCUUAUGGCGUAUAUGUGUUCCGCAGUUUCCUGAGUCCCCUACACACAUUCUAUAUAACCAUCACGACCACGUAACAGCAGGGCAUCGGGGUCAGAAGAAAACGUUCUUAUCUCUCAGCAAGCUUUAUUAUUGGCCCAGCAUGCGCAAUUACACUACCGCCUACGCGGAGUCCUGUACGCAGUGCCGCGCCUCCAAGGCCCUCAACCAAAAACCUGCCGGGCUUCUCCAACAGUUAAUUAUUCCCUCCCGUCGCUGGAGCCACGUCGGCUUGGAUUUCAUUACCGACCUCCUGCUUACGAAGACGGGGCAUGACUCUAUCCUGGUGUUGGUUGAGUCCGUUAGUAAGAUGGCACACUUCGUCCCCGCGAAACAGUGGGGAAAUUAA
Eimeria acervulina is the source of this 1686-nucleotide messenger RNA. RefSeq lists its product as hypothetical. The record is from RefSeq and is a predicted model, not a curated record. NCBI's taxonomy places the organism in Eukaryota, Apicomplexa, Conoidasida, Eucoccidiorida, Eimeriidae. Bases 1 to 1686 code for a protein of 561 amino acids. The transcript is spliced from 2 exons.